UAAAACAUCAGGACCACAUGCUGUCAACCUGUGGACACUGGAGGACCAUAUAGGACCAAGGACAGUGUCCAACCUGACGCCCUCAAAGCUCCAUGCAAACAUGCAUUUCUAUAUUAUUGGACUUUAUCUAAGACAGGGUUUUGUAAAAGGUCUGAGAGGAGAAUUCAUUUGUGGUUGACCCCUGGGCAGGUCACAUGUCUCUCAAACAUGACAGGAGACAGUGAGUCAAAAUGUAGUUUUAUUAUUCGAGCUUAUGUCUUAGUCACAUGAUGGAUAUUCCUCAUAAAGUUGUAUUUAGUUGCUGUUUCUGCAGCGGAGGACUGUUGAUCUGGACCUGAUGGAACUCUGAGAUGGCCCAACGGUGCACCUACAGCAGCGUCCAGAUCCCGGACCCUUACCGGCCCGGCAUCUGGACCACCUGCAUCAGGAUCACCAGUCCAACCUCCCUGAUCGGCUCCUCAUCCGGGCCCCCACCUGACUACGACCCUGGCAGCAGGGUUACAGUCACUCCAACCAGGAGCACGGCGGGUCAACGCUUCACCUGGAAGAGUUUCUUCAUCCAGGACCCCAACCGGCCUGGCAUCCCCCGGCUCAUCCUCCGUAGGACCCCAGCCUCAGAACCCAGGACUGGCUCCUCAGCUCUCUGUGACCCUGGGUCUUCUGCUACUCCCCCUUCCUCUUCUUACUCCUCUUGUAUCUUCUUCUCUCCCUCUUCUUCAAGCUCCUCCUCUAGCUCCUCUUCUAGCUCUUCCUCUAAAUCCUCUUCUAGUUGCUCCUCUUGCUUCUCCUCUAAAUCCUAUUCUGUCUCCUCCUCUAGUUCCUCUUCUAGCUCCCCCUCUCCCUCUUCUUCCAGCUCCUCCUCUUCCUCUUCUUCAAGCUCCUCCUCUAGUUCUUCCUGUAGCGUCCCCCCAAGUUCCCCCCAAAGGCGAAGCAAGAGAAGCUCCUCUGAUCCACCUGAGGGACCAGGUGAGACCUCUUCAAGGUCGAGUCCCCGUAAACGACCUCGGGGACCCGGUGAGCCGUUGAAGGUAAGUCCACCUACACCAUCUCAGGUACCUGGUGAGCCGUUGAAGGUAAGUCCCAGUGGGCGCCGACCGUCAUGGGACCACCCUGAGCAGGAGUUGACAAACCAGUUUAACAGCUGGUGGUGCAACAGAGCAACUAAACCUCCAGGUAAUGUUAAGCACCAGAAACAAGAUGGUCCUAUAAAGGUUAGUCCUGCUAAAACGUCUCAGGGACCCGGUGGAACCUUCAGGGACCCGGUGGACCUGCAAAGUGAAGCUCCUCUGUGCAGAGAACUAAUAGGAUGGCCACACCAUGUCAGGAGGGUCCACAUGUCUGUCGCUGCCCACCCCAGUCUGACAAGAGUCCUCAGUGACAAGGAGAGGAGACAAGAGGAGAGGAGGUGGAGGGAGGUGUGGCUCCAGAGCGGCAACAUGGCACACCUGGUGUCACUCAUCAUCAAUCACCUUCUCCAUAUAAACCCGGUCACCACUCUGCUCCUGUGCCAGAUAAUUCUGUCUUGUUUGCGUGUGCCUCGUUCCCUACCUGAGGACCCUCUCGGCAUGGGACUGACUGUGGAUGGGCAGCAGACAGAUCAGGGCUCUGAAGGUAUUCCAGGUCUGGAUGGGAAGAGAGGGGAUCCCGGGCCUCCAGGACCUCCAGGACUUCCCACUCUCUACCUAUGGAAGAACUCUGAGGAGGACUGGACUGAUUUUAGGACUGUAAUGAGAGCUGAGGUAGCUGGAGAUCUAGAUCUCAUGCCUGGUCAGGCCCUGUGCUAUGCUUUUUGA
Anoplopoma fimbria (sablefish) is the source of this 1793-nucleotide messenger RNA. RefSeq lists its product as uncharacterized. The coding region runs from base 351 to 1793 and encodes 480 amino acids. The transcript has 10 exons. Lineage: Eukaryota; Metazoa; Chordata; Actinopteri; Perciformes; Anoplopomatidae. The record is from RefSeq and is a predicted model, not a curated record.